Haliotis rubra (blacklip abalone) is the source of this 1879-nucleotide messenger RNA. Its product is annotated as glycerol-3-phosphate phosphatase-like. Lineage: Eukaryota; Metazoa; Mollusca; Gastropoda; Lepetellida; Haliotidae. The record is from RefSeq and is a predicted model, not a curated record. The transcript is spliced from 8 exons. Gene Ontology annotation, molecular function: phosphatase activity. The coding region runs from base 20 to 1009 and encodes 329 amino acids. Gene Ontology annotation, cellular component: cytoplasm.
UCACCAUGAACAUGAAAUCAUGGCGAAAUUUCUAUCCAGAGUUCGCGCCCUUGGAUUGCAGGCAUUCGGCUUGAGGUACGGCUCGACUAUGGCAGCUCAAAAGUUGAACGCGGAUUUGUCUCGGGAACUGGUUGAAAGUGUUGACAAUUUUUUGUUUGAUUGCGACGGUGUGCUAUGGGAUGGAAAAGGUGCCAUUCCUGGAAGUCUGGAGACAAUCAAGCUUCUUAAAAAAUUGGGCAAGAGGGUUUUCUAUGCAACUAAUAACAGUUCCAGUACCCGAGAGCAGUAUGCACAGAAGUGUCAGAAGUUUGGUUACGAUGCGGCAGAGGAGGAGAUUGUGUGUACGGCCUUUAUUGGAGCUUUAUAUUUGAAAAACAUUAACUUCACUGGGAAGGUGUACCUGGUGGGAAAUCCUGCCAUGGGUGUGGAGCUGGAUAAAUACGGUAUUCGGCACACAGGCAUAGGGCCUGACCAGGAAAUGAUAGAUGACUUCUAUCCAGAAUGGUUGACAAUGAAGUUGGAUCCUGAGGUGAACUGUGUUAUGGUUGGGUUUGACAAGUACUUGAGCUAUCCCAAAAUACUGAAAGCCAGCAGUUAUCUGAAGAAACAAGAUACUAUCUUCUUAGCAACAAAUGAAGAUAGCAAUCUACCUGCGAAGGGGGACAUUGUUAUUCCUGGAACUGGAACAAUGGUCCAUGCGGUGAAAUGUGCCAGCCGAAGGGAUCCAAUUGUUUUAGGAAAGCCAGAAAGGCCGAUGUUUGAUGUCCUACAAAAGGCACACAACCUUGACCCAGCUCGAUGCUGUAUGGUUGGUGACCGAAUCAACACUGACAUAGGACUGGCCAAGGGGUGUGGGUUGAAGUCGCUUCUUGUACUGAGUGGUGUGUCGAUGGAAGCAGAUGUUAACCCUGAAUCAAGCAUCUUCUCCAAGGAGCAGUUUCCGGAUUAUUACACGUCAACUCUUGGGGACCUGGAGAAGCAUCUCCAAAACUCACAACAACAGAGUUGAUGAUGAAUGAAGUUUAAGAUAUUAAAUCAUAUUGUUUUUAUUGUUUUUGACUUUUCGACAGGCCAGUGUUUUCUUCAUCAGGGCUCGAUUUAAGAGAUGUUCACCUACUUGCACAGGGUGCAACCUAAGAUAAAAACCUUGUUGCACCAGCCAAAUUCCAGUUGCACUGCUUUUAUUGCAAAAUAUAAUGAAAGAAAUAUGUUAUUGAAUUAUUGUUUUAUUCAGAAAUUUUACACACUCAAAAAUUGACUUGCACUUGGUUCAGUUUAGACCAAUAACCUGGUUGCACAUUUCGUAAUAUAGGGUUGCACUAGUGCAAGUAACAAAGCACUUAAUUGAGCCCUGUUUAUUAUUAUUUAUUUACUACUUUGUUCUGUUGCAUGUGUUUUUUUCAUUCUUUUCUCCACAACAUGUAUUGUCCAUGCUUGACAAUGGUACAUGGAACUAUACCUAUUAUGUUAUAUCUAUAAUAACAAACUUGUGAUCCAUUAACAUUUUGUCUGAUUUAUAAUGUUUUGUUAACUUUUUAAACCUGCCAUACAUUUGAAUGGGUAAUGUAAAGGUGCAGAGCAUCAUUUUUGAAAGACUUAGAAGUAUUAAACAAUCCUGUCGAUUCUUGUGCAAUAACUUUUUAAAUUUGUUUUGAAUGUUUGCCAGUGUUAUUGUUUUUGUGAAAUAUCAUGCUACUCAGGUGCUUCUGUCAUAGGUGAGAAAUAAGAAUGUGAGCUUUUGGCAACCACGAACAUUGGUUUAGCUUCACAUCUGACCAUGGAUCAUUAUACAUAUAAAGUUGUUUGUCUCGGUUUUCUGUCCAUCAGUAUAUCCAGUUGUAUGUUUGCUCAAGCAAAAAUAAAACAGAGAAGUUUUCAA